Molecule: messenger RNA, 1085 nt
Organism: Paramacrobiotus metropolitanus
Lineage: Eukaryota; Metazoa; Tardigrada; Eutardigrada; Parachela; Macrobiotidae
Product: protein LTO1 homolog
Exons: 5
Coding region: 315-716 (133 amino acids)
Source: RefSeq, a predicted model, not a curated record
CACAUGUAGGCCGCAUUAAGAUCUGCGAAAAUCGCGAAACCAACCGAAGGGGAACAGUUACAAAAUGUUUGCGAAUUUUUCGCAGUAAAAAAGCACUCAUCGACAGAGACGGACGGAAUUUCUGGCUCUAUAUAAAUUUUAUAGUAUUUUAAAUAUUUUUAUACGAUAUGUACGGACGAUUACAGUAAUAUAUAUUGUAAACUGCUUUGAAUUUGAAUGUUGCUGAUGAGCUAAAUAUUAAGCGUAAGCUCGAAUACUUGGUUGGUACUUGGUAGCUUUGAGAUUGAAAACGUCGAAGUCAAGGCCUGCUUGCAAUGGAUGUAAACGAUGUAAUCGACGGUAUUUUACGGCAAGAAGAAAGCUCGUAUAACGAAGGCGCGCGAGAAGGAACAGAUUUGGGUCGCACUACUGGUUACGUGGAGGGGUACACUUUUGGGUGGAAUAAGGGUUGGGAAAUCGGGAACGAGAUAGGCUUCUAUAAAGGAUAUGCGACCACCGUUCGAAAUCACCUUAUGACUGAAAAAUCGAACGAUAGCCCGUCGACUAAGAAACUGCAAGCGAUCGAACAGCUACUGGAUUUCCUGGCCACUGUGAACUUUGAAAACGUGAAUUCUGACGCUUUAGCGGAAUACAUCUCACAGUCGCGCAAAAGAUUUCGACAGCUGUUUCCUGGGGUUUUUCGAUUAACCCAAAACGAUGCAUCGACAUCGUUCUAAAAGGUAAUGCUUAGGAGAUAUCCGGCAGUCAACCCGGAAAAUGGAAUUCGCACACCAAAGGAAGCCCACUGCGUGGAGGUUAGUGGAUGCCAGCGAUGACGAAAAUGUUGUUUAUCAAAGGAAGCCCAAAGUUAUUCGCUACAGUAGAAUUUUCUCCUGUUCGGUUCUUGUUGGCACAUGGUAGUGCAACAAAACAUUAUGACGUAGCAAACUGCUGUUACGCAGCACAAUCUAGAUUUUAAUUAUACAGUAUUCUUUUCUGUUAAUCGCUAUCGAGCUGUGUCCAGAUGUAUUCAAACGAAUAAUGCACACGCUUUUCUCUAUAGUGUAUUCAACAGAAUAAAAUAUGUGAAUCGUAAGACCUUAAUG